AGAGAGAGAGAGAGAGAGCGCACAGGGAGGAAAGCGGAGCGGCGUGUACACAGGCAAAGGGCACGUGGAAGAAGGAGCAGCGCGAGUCGCGAUGUCGCCGGGCACGAGCACGAGCCUGUGGAUUAACGUGACGGUCCUGGUCGCGAGCGCGGUCCUCGGGACGGCGGAGGUGAGCGCGAGGCGGCGCGACGAUUCGGUGCUGGUGACGAGCGUGAGCCGCGCGCGCUGCGCCUCUCGGUGCCUCAGUCUGCACCUCACGCGCAUUUCGGUGCUUUUCAAACACGCCCAGGGAAAUGGAUCUCUGGUUUGGUGUCAGAAUCACAAGCAGUGUUCGAAGUGUCUGGAGCCCUGCAAAGCAUCAUGGGAUCUCAGAGAGAGCGAGUGUCAGGAUUUGUGUGAGUCGGUUUUCCCGAAUAAACAGUCCGAGUGUGUGGUGAGCUGCGAGUUCUUCCUCUCGGUGGACGCGGUGAAGCAGGGGGCGUGUCCAGCUCCUGAUCGAGCGAGCGGAUUUGCUGCUGCAUGUGUGGAGAGUUGUGAGAGCGACGCCCACUGCUCCGCCCACAAGAAGUGUUGCUCCAACGGAUGUGGACGAACCUGUCAGGCGCCCAGGAACCUCUAUAAAGGUGUUCCACUGAAGCCCAGGAAUGAACUGAAUUUCCUUGAAUUGGCAUCAGGAGAACUGGAAGUGCGCUGGUCUUCAAAAUUUAACGUAUCAGUGGAGCCGGUGGUUUACGUCGUGCAGCAGCGCUGGAAUUACGGCAUCCACCCGAGCGAAGACGACGCCACGGCGUGGGAGGACGUGGCACAGGUCACAGAGGAGCAUGUUGAGUUGGCAGAGAUCAGAGCCAUGCGCUGGUACCAGUUUCGCGUUGCGGCGGUGAACGUACACGGCACUCGCGGAUUCACGGCGCCAAGCAAACACUUCCGCUCGUCCAGAGAUCCGUCUCCUCCUCCACGCCCGGCCGGACUCAAGGUGUCCAAUGUAACGACAGACGACGGCGGCUCAGUGACGGCUCAUCUGGAAUGGACGCCUCCCGAGGAGCUGGAUGUUCCUGUCCAUCACUUUAAAAUCUCCUGGAGCUGGAACGUUGCUGGGAAAACCACAAUUCCUUCCAAAAAGAAGAGGAGAAAGACUGUGGAUGGGCUGAAGAGCUCAGUGAGUCUAGAAGGUCUGCUAGUGAACAGCUCGUACACUGUGGAUCUUCAGGCCGUGGCGUUAUGGGGAUCAGCGAGACUGAAAAGCCCAAGAACAUCUCUGCAGUUCAGCACUGCUCAGGAGAACCAACGCACUAAGCUCAGUGUGAAGCUGAAGAAAGCGUAUUCGACUCCGUUCCUGUGGAACUCUCAUGCGAGUUCUGUGGAGGUGGGAACGCCAUUCUACCAGGACACACAGCUGCAGGUUCGAGUUUACUGGAAAAACAGAGGAGAUCCCACAACAAGCCGUUUUCACGUCCAGUGGACUCCUGAACUCUGCCUCCACAACGAGACAAAACCCCCCCCGGAAAAAUCCGUCACACACGAGAACUUCAUCAGCCUCGCCGGCCUGCUCUUCUCCUGCAGGUACAGAGUAACCGUUCACACUUUCAAAGGCAAGAAGAACUCUGAGAUUGGCAGUGUCUCCUUCACCACACCAUCCUGUCCUGCAAUAAGGAGCAGAAGCCAUGAAACUGUGGAGUGUCCUGGAGAAGGAGUAAAUGUGAAAGUGUCCACUAAACCAGAGAACCUCACAGCAUCCUUCAGGGCUUAUGGUGAAAACAUCACGGGACAUUUCUUCUGGCGUGUCUCACGCUCUCAGCCUCAUCAGCCAAUCACAGGCUUCCAGGUCAUGUGGGCGGAUAUCACGGUGGUGAAUCGGGAGAACACUCCGAACAGCCUCGUGUCCCAGUCACAAAUCCUCCCUCCUGAUCAUAACUUUCUGGAGGUACUGAAUCUCAGGCCUGGGUCCUCCUAUAGAUUAGAAGUGCUGGUCAUCACCAGUGUAGGAGAAGGUCCUGUUACCAUCAAGGUGUUCCACACGCCAAGGAUUUCCUCAGCCAUCCACCAUAGGCUCAAACUUCAUCAGUACUCAGGACAUCAGAAACACUCUUCAGAAAAGCAGUGAGAGACCAGAACAUCUCACAUCAACCUGCAGAAAACUUCAGCAUCUUACAGACAAUCUCUUAAAAUGAUUCCUCUACUGAAGAACUACUUCUGAGUUGGGUUCUGGGCUAGUUCUCCUGCUGAAAUUAAAUCAGACCUGGAAGAUCUCAAUAGCAGAAAUGGUCCUUGAUCUGGUUCUUCAGGUAAAACUGGUUAUGGUGUUGUUUUCCUGCAGGACUAGAUGUUGGCAGUACAAGAUCUAGACUAGUUCUCCUGAUAUUGGACCUGAAUCUGUCAAAAUGAGAUCUGCCCAAGAAAAAUCUGGAUCUGGAUUGGUUCUUCUACUAAACCUGGAUUUUAUCUGCUUUGAUUUGUUCUGUACUGUAUAUAUGGACAGAACCGGUACUCUGGUGGUUCUUUGGAAAAAGCAAACUAUAGACUGGACCUUCUUCUGACAGCACUGAUUCUGCACUGUUCCUCUGGCCACAAAUGUUAUGGACUGGUUCUCUGAAUAUAAAACUCUUCCACUUCUGUAUGAUUACUGGAAUUUAUCAGGAACCUGGUUCUGAAAGAUUCUAGACUACUCAAAAAGUAUUUUAAAUUGAGAAUGAAGUAUUUUUCUAUUACAGAGCCAUGUUGAGAUAUUUGAACAGAUGAAUGUAUAUUCAGAAAUUUGGAAUUUCAGCAGCUUCUGACUGGAAAAUUUAUUUUUUUUCACAGUGAAAUAAAUUACAUUAACAUAAAAAUGUCACCCUGAAAUGAUGAGAGAAUAAUUUCCACUAACAGAUUAACAGAGACUCUGUAUGAGGGAUAUUUCUGCGUGUAAUUUAUAACUUUAUAACUAUAAACUGUGUAUGUUCUUGGAGAACGUAUUUGUUAUAUCAAUAUUUAUUUAUGUGUACUUUUUGCUGUGUGUGUGUGUGUGUGUGUGUGUGUGUGUGUGUGUGUGUGUCUGAUAAACAUGUUAAAAGGUUUGUAUAAAAUAAAAAGUGUAAAUAUAGUAUAUUUUUGGCAUUUAGACCUUGUACAUAUUAUUCAACAAUAAAAUUUACCUCAGUUCUUUUCA
This is a messenger RNA of Silurus meridionalis, 3145 nucleotides long. RefSeq names its product anosmin-1 (gene anos1). Gene Ontology annotation, biological process: neuron differentiation. NCBI's taxonomy places the organism in Eukaryota, Metazoa, Chordata, Actinopteri, Siluriformes, Siluridae. Gene Ontology annotation, molecular function: protein binding; peptidase inhibitor activity. Gene Ontology annotation, cellular component: extracellular region; cell surface. The record is from RefSeq and is a predicted model, not a curated record.